Mya arenaria is the source of this 1168-nucleotide messenger RNA. Its product is annotated as (3R)-3-hydroxyacyl-CoA dehydrogenase-like. The transcript has 8 exons. Bases 33 to 842 code for a protein of 269 amino acids. NCBI's taxonomy places the organism in Eukaryota, Metazoa, Mollusca, Bivalvia, Myida, Myidae. Gene Ontology annotation, molecular function: oxidoreductase activity, acting on the CH-OH group of donors, NAD or NADP as acceptor. The record is from RefSeq and is a predicted model, not a curated record.
AACAUUUACACGUUGUAAAAAACGCAAGCCCUAUGGGAAAACCUGUGUUUAUAAAUAGCUACUAUACAUGUCAAAUCAUGGCAGCUACUGGAAUGUUAGCCGGCAGAAUAGCGCUCGUUACAGGUGCAGGUAGUGGAAUCGGACGGGCCGUGUGCCGCGUGAUGGCACGUGAGGGUGCGGCCGUGGCGGCAGUGGACCUCAAUCAAGAGGCGGCGCAUGCCACAAUACAGGGACUGCCCACCGCCGGAAGUAUGAGCCACCAGGCGUUCUGUGCGGACGUAUCCUCGGGCGGGUCGGUGUCGGAACUCGUACAGAACGUGCGGGCAGCUUUCUCUGCGCUGCCGACGGUGGCCGUCAACUCCGCCGGCAUCACCCAAGACGCCUUCAUGCUCAAGAUGCCCGAGGAACGCUUCGACAAGGUCAUCGCGGUCAAUCUCAAGGGGACGUUCCUGGUGAACCAGACGCUUGCCCGAGCGCUUGUUUCCGAGGGAAUCACGGGGGCGUCCAUAGUCAACAUUGCCAGUAUCGUUGGCAAGACCGGUAACAUUGGGCAAGCAAACUACGCCGCCUCCAAGGCGGGCGUCAUAGGGCUUACGAAGACGGCGGCGAUGGAACUUGGAAGGAAGGGCAUCCGAGUGAACGCGGUACUUCCGGGCUUCACAGAGACGCCGAUGACUGACGUCAUCCCAGAAAAGGUCAAGGCCACUGUGACGUCACUCAUACCUCUUAACAGGAUGGGGCAACCGGAAGAAAUUGCGGAAGCGUGCUUAUUUCUUGCCAGUGACAGAGCCAGCUAUAUUACUGGGGCGGCGCUAGAGGUCACAGGAGGCUUAUCAGCAUAGCGAAAAACCACAUGGCAGUGGCAAUGACUAUAUAUUGUCAAUCUUAACAAUCACGCAGUAACGGAAAUGACAAAACUCCAUACAGCACGCCAUAAAACCUACAACGGCAACGAUUAUAAUACAACCAGCAUGUGAUAUAAGAAAGUACUCUUUAUCAAUAAUGGCCCAGACGUUGUUUCUUUUCAACGACAGAUGAGGUUUUUGCUAAUCUGUUUUGUAUCAUUAUUUAUUACAUGUUGUAGGUGUAGAUUAUAUAUGUGCAUUGUGAAGUUAUAUGUGUUGUGAUAUUUGAUUAUGUCAUAAAUAAAUUGAAUCAAACGAAACAA